Protopolystoma xenopodis is the source of this 324-nucleotide messenger RNA. The record is from the annotation of a GenBank genome assembly. NCBI's taxonomy places the organism in Eukaryota, Metazoa, Platyhelminthes, Monogenea, Polystomatidea, Polystomatidae.
AUGCCAUUCUUCAUCCCUCAGUUAAUUCCCCUGCUCCGUCGCCUCCCAGUGCUCGCCUGGCUCACCAUCGACAUGCCCCUUGCAGAGACGGCUCAUAUCUUUUCCUCUGGUGGGGCUAAUCUCUCGUUGAGUAGUAACCAAACCUUUAUUGCCAGCGGUCAGCUGGUUGUCUGGAGCAUCCAGCUGAUUAGUCAGCUUAGUGUAGCUUCAUUCACUGAAGAUCAGUUUGGUCUAGUGCAAAUGCACCUUGGCCAGAUAUUGGUUACUUUAGCUACACUUUACGAGGUAAAUAUGCAUCAUUUGGCUGAUUUAACAAUCAUUUAA